This is a messenger RNA of Solanum dulcamara, 1593 nucleotides long. RefSeq names its product pectin acetylesterase 8-like. Lineage: Eukaryota; Viridiplantae; Streptophyta; Magnoliopsida; Solanales; Solanaceae. The transcript is spliced from 15 exons. Gene Ontology annotation, cellular component: plant-type cell wall. Gene Ontology annotation, molecular function: pectin acetylesterase activity. Gene Ontology annotation, biological process: cell wall organization. The record is from RefSeq and is a predicted model, not a curated record. Bases 1 to 1509 code for a protein of 502 amino acids.
AUGGAAUCUCUUCCCGUUUGUGAAGGGUCUUAUGAUUCAACCAUCACAUUCGCGGAGGUUGAACACGUUCUUGAAGAGUCUUCUCUAAAGACCUUCAAUUUAGUAGAAGAAGGAUCGGGAUCGCGGACCUUAUUGACUGUUGACCUUCGCGUUCACGAGCUUCAGGAGUUUUACUUGUCGAAUGCGAUUCCACAAAGCCGUAAAUGUUCUGUAUCAUCCUGGCUAUCAGCUUAUCCAAAUAGAGCAGAGAUUCGAUCUCUCACUAUUCACCAGAGGUUAACUCCUAGCUGUCCUACAAAUCUACUUCUACAGUAUAAUCAUAAGCAUUUGUGUGCUUGGAUAAAAACAUUUCACUGGGUUGUUGUUGUUGUAGUACUACUACUUUGUACAACUCAUGUUCUUGGCGCCGAAGUUGAUUUGUACGUCAAUAUAACAAUAGUUGAAAGCGCAACUGCCCAAGGCGCAGUAUGUCUCGAUGGUAGUCCACCAGCAUAUCAUCUGCACAGAGGACAUGGUAACGGACUUCACAGCUGGAUUAUCUACUUGGAUGGAGGCGGUUGGUGCAACAGUAUCCUAGAUUGUCUUAAUCGUUCAACUAUGUACUUAGGUUCUACCAAGAAGAUGGAUAAGCAAGGUUUUUUCGCUGGGAUACUUCAUAAUACCUCCAAAUAUAAUCCAGAGUUUUACAAUUGGAACAGGGUGAGGGUGAAGUAUUGUGAUGGUUCAUCUUUCACUGGUGAUGUUGAACAAGUUCACCCUGAGAACAAAUUGUAUUUCCGAGGGGCAAGAAUAUUUAAGGCUAUUAUGGAAGAUUUAUGGAGCAAAGGAAUGAAAAAUGCUGAAAAUGCAAUCCUAUCUGGAACAUCAGCAGGAGAGUUGGCAACUAUCUUGAAUUGCGACAAGUUCAAAUGCCUCCUUCCAGAGAAUGCCAGAGUAAAAUGUGUUGCAGAUCCUGGCUUCUUCAUCAAUGGCAAGACAAUCUAUGGUACUUCACAUAUUCAAGAGAUGUAUCAGAAAAUUGUUAACCUACAUGGAUCGGCUAAAAAUUUGCCGUCAGCUUGCACGUCCGCAAUGGAACCAAGUUUGUGCUUUUUCCCACAGAAUAUUGUUCCAUACAUUCAGACUCCACUUUUCAUAAUCAAUUCUAUCUAUGACACCUGGCAGAUUACUAAAACUUUGGUUCCUGCAUACCUUGAUCCUCAACAUGCCUGGAAAGAUUGCAUCAAUAACACAAAUAGCUGCACAUUUAGCCAACGUAUAAUUAUUCAAGUCUUUGGAGUGAAUUUCUUGAAGACAUUUGAGGGACUACCCCCUUGUUUUACGAGGGGUUAUUUCCUCACGUCUUGCUAUUCUCAUGGGCUAAUUGUUGCAUCGUCAUACUGGUUCAGUGGUAGCUCUCCAAGGUUGCUUAAUAAGACAAUUGCAGAAGCUGUUGCAGAUUGGUACUUCGAGAGAGCAGAAAUUCAAUAUAGAGACCCCUACCCUUUUGUCCGAAAUUGCCCUCAAUAAAAUUUUGUAAUGAAUACGCUUGAAGAUGUUGUUCUUGCUGCUUAUUUGGUGGUACGCAUGCAGUUGUUGAGGAGUAGCUGACUG